UUAUUUCUUCUCAUUCGUAUUUCAGUGGCCAGUGUCUUGGCGGGAGAUGUAUCACUAAUCACUUUCACCCGUCUGCAUCAACGCAUAAAGAUAUUUACAAAAGCUGCAUGUGUGAACAUAACGAUUCUGUAGCCUGCAAACACUGCUAUACGGAGGUCUCUGACAACGGUACGUAUGGUUCGUGCUUCCCUACGGACGUACCACUCGGAUUCAGAGAACGCUGCUACAAGGGUGUGUGCAAUCAACAAGGAGAGUGCGUGCCAGAGAAGGAUGUUCCUUGCGGCAACGGUGUCCUCGAUGAAAGAGAGGAAUGUGAUGCCGGAAAGAACGGCGUAAAAAAUCUAGAUAAAUGCUGCAACAGUACUUGUUAUCUCAGAGAGUUUGCACAAUGCAGUAACAUCAACAAAGCAUGCUGUAGAGAUUGCAAAAUCGCACCAAAAGGAACAGUGUGUGAGGCGAACUUUGACCUUCCGUGUAUGGAGACUGGGAAGUGCGAUGGUGUUUCUCCAGAUUGUCUCUUUGAUGUGCCUAAAGAGAAUGGGACAGUCUGCUAUGACACAGGGUUAUGUCAUAACGGCAGAUGUAUUACUAAUUACUGCAAGAUGCUUGGAUUAUUGGAUAAUCGGUUCUACAGACCCUGCAUGUGUGAACAUAACGCUUCUGCAGCCUGCAAAGCGCUGCUGUCUGGAGGUCUUUGACAACGAUACAAAUGGUCCGUGUUUCCCUACGACCGAAACACUUAGACCUGGACAACGCUGUUACAACGGUGAAUGCGAUGAAAAAGGGCUGUGCAUUUCAUUGGAAGGUGUAGUUAUGGUCCGGUUCAUCAAAUUCUUCUUCAACAAGGACUUUAACGCUAUUGAAGAGGCCAUGAAGACUAACGUCGUCAUGAUUGUCGUGUUUCUGACGGCACUAUUCUGGAUCCCAGCCAGCUGCUACAUUUCCUACAUAGACAGGAAAAAUGCGAAAGCUGCAUGUGAGAAACAAAAGGCGAAGAAACCUGCAUCAAUUUCAAGUCAUGAAAUUGAAUUGAAGAAGAUGAGCAUUAACAAGAAUCAGGUUGAGCCUGUAGUCGACCUGCCGCAGAACCGAAAAGCCCUGGGCAACCAACUGUGAACUGGAGGAUUUGGAAAAGAACCCAUAGUCUAUCGGUCGUGUUCAGAAACCGUAUUAACACGAAAUAGUCCCGAAAAGUCUGUCCUUACACAAACAGAUUAAAUAAGACCUAACAUUUAGUCGAUAUUUUCUGUUAUCUAAUUAAAGGCUUUUACUUUAAAGUGUCACACACACACACACACAACGGAACACGAUAUUUCUUCAAUUACAAGAACUUUUUAGAUUUAUUGCACAAUCACAUACCAAAAAGUGCCGACGAGUCCCAAAGUCCGGCUUAACUUUUAGUUAACAAAACUUUGAUUAAAAAGAGUUAUAAAAUUUAAUCUUCAAUAUAGCAAAUUAGCUUAUUGUUGACAACGUCCUUGAUGUUUGUUACUGAGUCCUUAAAAAUUCCAAAAGUGUUUUUCUUAACUCAGAUAAUUCAAUAAAAUAUUUG
Pomacea canaliculata is the source of this 1552-nucleotide messenger RNA. Its product is annotated as ADAM 17-like protease. NCBI's taxonomy places the organism in Eukaryota, Metazoa, Mollusca, Gastropoda, Architaenioglossa, Ampullariidae. The transcript is spliced from 11 exons. Bases 496 to 1116 code for a protein of 206 amino acids. The record is from RefSeq and is a predicted model, not a curated record.